AUGUGGCUGUGCCUGGUGGUCCUCGUGGGCCUGUACUACCUCCUGUGCUGGUACCGGGAGAGGCAGGUGGUGAGCCACCUCCAGGACAAGUUCGUCUUCAUCACGGGCUGUGCCUUGGGCUUUGGGAACCUGCUGGCCAGGCAGCUGCAGAACCUGAGGGUUCUGGCUGCGUGUCUGACGGAGCAGGGGGCCGAGCAGCUGAGGAAUCAGACGUCAGACAGGCUGGAAACGGUGAUCCUGGACGUCACCAAGGCAGAGAGUAUCACUGCGGCCACCGAGUGGGUAAAGGAACAUGUGAUGGACAGAGGACUCUGGGGCCUGGUGAAUAACACCAGCAUCUCCAUGUCCACUGCACCCAGUGUGUGGCUGACCAACCAGGACUCCAUGAAGAUACUGGACGUGUACCUGUUGCGGGUGAUCAAGGUGACCCUGAGUCUGCUGUCCCUAGUGCGGAAGGUGAGGGGCCGUGUGGUCAACGUCUCCAGCGUCAUGGGCCGCGUGUCCCUCUGGGGUGAAGAUUACUGCAUGUAAUAUGGCAUGGAGGCCUUCUCAGACUCCCUCAGGAAGGAGCUCUCCUACUUUUGGGUGAAGGUGGCGAUGAUCGAGCCUGGUUACUUCAAGACCUUUGUGACCAGCCCUGAGGCAAUUUCUUGGGGCCUCCAGGCAGCAUGGGAUCAGGCCAGCCCAGAGGUCAAGGAACUCUAUGCGGAGACAUUCCUGGCCUCAGGCAUGAAAUCAGUUGGCUUGUGGGAGACAAAGUGCAGCCAGGAUCUGUCCUUGGUGACCGACUGCAUGGAGCAUGCCCUGACCGCCUGCCACCCCCACACCCGAUACUCCCCUGGCUGGGACGCCAAGCUCUUCUACCUCCCCGUGAGCUACAUGCCCACCUUCCUGGUGGAUCUCAUGAUGUAUUGGGGUGCCUCAUGGCCUGCUAAGGCCCUGUAA
Messenger RNA from Balaenoptera acutorostrata (minke whale), 945 nucleotides. RefSeq names its product retinol dehydrogenase 16-like. Lineage: Eukaryota; Metazoa; Chordata; Mammalia; Artiodactyla; Balaenopteridae. The record is from RefSeq and is a predicted model, not a curated record.